This is a messenger RNA of Drosophila willistoni, 4176 nucleotides long. It is a transcript of the gene FBXO11, whose product is annotated as F-box only protein 11. Bases 414 to 3926 code for a protein of 1170 amino acids. The record is from RefSeq and is a predicted model, not a curated record. Gene Ontology annotation, biological process: regulation of apoptotic process; ubiquitin-dependent protein catabolic process; protein ubiquitination. Gene Ontology annotation, molecular function: protein binding; zinc ion binding. The transcript is spliced from 4 exons. Lineage: Eukaryota; Metazoa; Arthropoda; Insecta; Diptera; Drosophilidae.
ACACACAUACGUAUAAAAAAACAAAGGAGAAGGAGAAUGAGAAACAAAGGAUAGAGAUAGAAACCGAAAAAAAACUCCACAUCUAUAUUCAAUAAGAAGGACAAUUAAUUGCAAUGAAAAUGGUAGUGCUUUAGGCGAAACGAAAUUUAUUUAGUGCAAGGAGUAAAACUUUGAAAGAAAAACCAGAAUCGCAGAGCUAAGUGAUAGUGAAAGGAGAAAAAGUUGUCGUCAAUUUGUGGCUCUGUGUGUGCGUGUGCGUGUGAGUGGUGUGCGUAUGUGUGUGUGAGUGUGUGUAUGCGAGUGUGAGUGCAUAUGCAUAUGGGGUUGGAAAAUUGUGAAAACUCAACGAAUACGGAAGUAAGAAAUUGGACAUAAUCUUCGCAAGAAAUCAGGUUAUAGGCUAGGCAACUAAAAUGCCCAGCGCCUCGUUUACAUCCUCCCGCACUUAUGUGCGCCGCUCCCGACGGAAAGGAGCCAAUCGUAUAGCCAUGCCCAAUCGUCCCGCUGGCAAUAUUAUGGAUCCCAUGCAGCAGCAAAAUGCGACCAACGGUGGAGGAGGAGCAGCCGCAAGUAAUUCAGCCGCAGCGUCGGGCUCCGGCGCUUCCUCCGAGUACUUUGAUAGCGGCCAGUCUACAAGCGGAGGUGCAAGUGGAUCAUCUGGAUUCUCAGGCAACUUUUACAAUCCAUUGCAAAUGAUGGACACCACAGAGAGUUCAAGUGGUGCAGCAGGUGCUAGUGGUGGAAGUAGUGGUGGCGGCGGUGGUGCUGCAGCCGGAUCUGCCACAACAAGCAGUUCAAACUCAACGCCACCAGCUGCAGUGGCUGGUUCCUCAGGAGCAGGCACAACGGGUUCAGCUGGCCCAUCUGCCGCUGUUGGUGCCUCGACAUCUGCCAGCGCUUCCUCUUCCAGUCAUCAAUCUCCGUAUGACUUGCGUCGCAAAAUAUCUGCCAGCAAUAGCCACGAACAAUGGUGUUCCAGUGGGCCAUCGUCUUCCUCGGCUGCUGCUGCCGCCGCCGCUGCUGCUGCCAUACUUGUUGGUCCAUCGAGCAGUUCGCCACCACUGGUAAAUCCCAGCUCAUCGCCAUCCAGUUCAUCGUCAUCGUCCUCUUCGUCAUCAUCGUCAUCAUCUUCGUCGUCGUCGUCCUCCUCAUCGACUUCAUCGUCCUCGUCGUCUUCAGCCAUUGUGCAAGCUCCGUCGACUAGCGCCACUUUUCCCGUGAACAAUGCCCCUACCACGGGAGCCACUCUCGCCCAGCCGCCAAAUGUGCACAGUUCGGUACCCCAACAGCAUUGUGGUGCUCUGCCUGUGGGAGCUGCCAUUGAGGAUAACAACUACAUGCUUCCGGCCAGAAAGCGAUCUCGCCGCCUCUACACUCAAAGCGGUGGCGAAACAAGCGGAGCAGUACCUUCAACCGAAGUGGCUGCAGGCGGAUCAACUGGUUCCAACGGUUCACCCACAGCUGCUCAGUAUCUACAAUACGAAUUGCCUGAUGAGGUGCUUCUGGCCAUCUUUUCAUACCUCAUGGAGCAGGACCUGUGCCGUCUGGCCUUAGUCUGCAAGCGCUUCAACACCAUUGCCAACGACACAGAACUCUGGAAGCGACUUUAUCAGUCCGUCUUCGAAUACGAUUUGCCACUCUUUAACCCGGAGCUAUGCAAAUUUAUAUUUGAGAAGCCGGAGGAGUCGGAAUAUGCAAAUCCCUGGAAGGAGAGCUUCCAUCAACUAAAUAGGGGCGUUCAUGUUCGUCCCGGAUAUCAGGACAAGCGUUAUUCUGGCCGAAGUAUAGUAUUUUUCAACACCAUCCAAGCUGCCCUUGACUAUCCCGAAGAGCGGGCCGCUGCAGGCGUUUUCGUAUCCGGCGCUGGCGCUGGAAAUGUUGUCUCUGCUGGCCUAUCAAAUACCAGUGCUGCUCCUGGAUCUGGUGCCGGUGGGGCCAGUGUCAAUGCCUUGGUAAAUAUAUACGAGGAACAAGUGGCACCCACGGAACAUCCAGGUCCCUUGAUAUUCCUUCACGCUGGCCACUAUAAGGGUGAAUAUCUCUUUAUCGACUCCGAUGUGGCCUUGGUGGGUGCCGCUCCAGGCAAUGUUGCUGAAUCUGUUAUUCUCGAGCGAGAAGCCGGCUCUACGGUUAUGUUCGUCGAGGGUGCCAAAUACGCAUAUGUUGGAUACCUCACACUCAAAUUCUCGCCCGAGGUGACAUCGACUGUGUCACAUCAUAAACACUAUUGCCUGGACAUUGGUGAAAAUUGUUCCCCCACCGUCGACAAUUGCAUCAUUCGUUCCACUUCGGUGGUGGGCGCUGCUGUCUGUGUGGGUGGUGUCAAUGCCAAUCCCGUUAUACGCAACUGUGACAUCAGCGAUUGCGAGAAUGUGGGUCUCUAUGUAACUGACUACGCCCAGGGCACCUAUGAACACAACGAGAUCAGCCGCAACGCUCUCGCCGGCAUUUGGGUAAAGAACUUUGCCAGUCCAAUUAUGCGCGAGAAUCACAUACAUCAUGGACGCGAUGUGGGAAUAUUUACAUUUGAAAAUGGAAUGGGUUACUUUGAGAAAAAUGAUAUACAUAACAAUAGGAUAGCCGGAUUCGAGGUCAAGGCUGGUGCUAAUCCCACAGUCGUCAAGUGUGAGAUUCAUCACGGCCAAACGGGCGGCAUCUAUGUACAUGAGAAUGGUUUGGGUCAAUUCAUUGAAAAUCGGAUACACUCAAAUAACUUUGCUGGCGUCUGGAUAACGUCAAAUAGUAAUCCCACCAUACGCAAGAAUGAGAUCUACAAUGGCCAUCAGGGUGGUGUUUAUAUAUUUGGAGAGGGACGCGGCCUCAUUGAGCAUAACAAUAUCUAUGGUAAUGCUUUGGCUGGCAUUCAAAUUCGCACAAAUAGCGAUCCUAUAGUGAGACAUAAUAAAAUCCAUCAUGGCCAGCAUGGUGGUAUCUAUGUUCAUGAAAAGGGUCAGGGUUUGAUUGAGGAGAACGAAGUGUACUCUAAUACGCUGGCCGGUGUUUGGAUAACUACUGGCAGUACGCCAGUACUGCGUCGCAAUCGCAUCCAUUCUGGCAAGCAAGUGGGUGUCUAUUUCUAUGACAAUGGCCAUGGCAAACUGGAGGACAACGAUAUAUUUAAUCAUUUAUAUUCGGGUGUUCAAAUCCGAACGGGCAGCAAUCCGGUGAUACGGGGCAACAAAAUUUGGGGUGGACAGAACGGCGGCGUUUUGGUGUACAAUGGCGGUCUGGGAUUGCUGGAGCAAAACGAAAUCUUUGACAAUGCCAUGGCUGGUGUGUGGAUCAAAACUGACUCGAAUCCUACGCUGAAACGCAAUAAAAUCUAUGAUGGCCGGGAUGGAGGCAUUUGUAUCUUCAACGGCGGCAAAGGCAUCCUAGAGGAGAACGAUAUAUUCCGCAAUACCCAGGCCGGAGUAUUGAUCUCAACGCAAUCGCAUCCUAUUCUUCGUCGAAAUCGCAUCUACGAUGGCCAGGCAGCGGGUGUAGAGAUAACAAACAAUGCCACAGCCACAUUGGAGCACAAUCAGAUAUUUAAGAAUAAAUUCGGUGGCCUGUGUUUGGCCAGCGGUGUGCAGCCAAUUACGCGCGGCAAUAAUAUCUUUAACAACGAGGAUGAGGUAGAGAAGGCGGUGUCUAGUGGGCAGUGCCUGUACAAGAUAAGCAGCUAUACAUCUUUUCCCAUGCAUGAUUUCUAUCGUUGUCAGACAUGCAAUACAACGGAUCGUAAUGCUAUAUGCGUGAAUUGCAUUAAAAAUUGUCAUGCAGGCCAUGAUGUUGAGUUCAUACGACAUGAUCGUUUCUUUUGCGACUGCGGUGCUGGCACCCUGUCCAAUCAGUGUCAGUUGCAGGGUGAGCCCACACAGGAUACGGAUACGCUCUACGAUUCCGCGGCGCCCAUGGAGUCGCACACUCUGAUGGUCAAUUAGAGAGGCAGCUACAAAAUAUUAAUCCUUUUGAGGUUCCAAAUUUUCUCUCUCUAUCUCAAACAUAAACACACCCCACACACACACACAAACACACACUUAACCCAGAAGUGUUGCUGUAAAUAUUUCUAGAAAAACAAUAAUACAAUUAAUUGUAUGUAAAUAAUAAUUAAUUAUUCUUUGCGUUCAAAAUUUAACACAAUGUGCAAUUUAGUUUAACCUGAAAAAAAACUCAUACACAAUUUCUUUUUUU